GCUUCCUGAUUCACGGUGCGGUUUGUUAUUGAGCGGAGCGCCUUUAAAUGUGAAGGGAAAUGUUGACGGUCGGAGUUGAAGAAGUCGAGAAAGAAGAAGGCUUCGUUUUCGCCGUGGAGCCGCCGAGAUGUCAGCAGCUCACGAGCAGAGCAGGAAGCGCCGUCGCUUCAAGUCGUUCCUGAUCACCACCGACCUGCAGGUCCAGGAUGAUCUGGAAGGUCUCAUUGUGCUGAGGAGGGGCUUCAUCUGCCUGGAACAGGACCAGGGCAGGAUCAGGAGGGACGCCCUCUGGGUUAAGGUGUUGGACAACGGCCUCAUGGUAAAAAUAGAGAAGAAGUAUUUGCUGGAAGUCGCGGGUGACGUGGUCGGACUGGUGGAGCCCGUGCAGGACCUGGACGUUCGACUGGCCCUACUAGGUAACGUAGACGCCCUGCGACAGCUGGCGUCGCUCCCUCACGGCGCUCCGCUGUGGGUCCAGAUAGGCCCGCAGAACGAGCUGGCGGAGGCAGAACUCAAGUACGUCGGGCCGCUCAGCGGAGGGGGCAGCGCUGUGUAUUUUGGAGUGGAGCUAAAGGGUUCAGCCGCCGGCAAAGGCGCCGGCAGCGGUUCUUACAAGGGCGUCCGCUACUUCUCCUGCCCCGACGGCUGCGGCCUGUUCCUUCCCGUCAGCCACAUCCGCCUCCGCCGCUGGUCCAGCAACAGCAACGCGGACGCCCAGGAGAAGUCCAGGGACCAUCCGCGCCGCGGCAACCACGCCGCCAACGGCCACCGCAACAACCAGGAACGCUCCAACCACCCGCCGCGUCACAUCAGCUUCCACCGCCACCACGCCAAGUUCCAGCCGCAGGCGCAGGCCAUACUGUCGCGGACGGCGGAGUCGGCUCCCGUCGCCGUUCACAACAACGUGCGGCGCUCCGCGUCGCCGCCGCCGUUCCACCUCGACCAGAGAGUGAGCGUCAACCUGGACGGCGCUGUCCACGGAGGGGAGGUGCGCUUCUGUGGCGGGCUGCCUGGCCGCGCCUCAUCUGGGACGUAUGUGGGAGUCCUUCUGGACGCUCCUGUUGGUAACUGGGACGGGUUAUACAAGAACCAGAAGCUCUGCCACAUUCCCUCUCCUCUCUACGGACUCCUGCUUCCAGUCGCCAGUGUCUCUGCAGAACAAAAGCCCCCCCUCCCAAAUCUUCUUCCCCAACUUCCUAAAUCCAUUUUGAAGCCACCGUUGUCCCCCCUCGCCAAACCGGGCACGUCGCCUCCUGCUCCGGUUCCUGUUCCUGUUCCCGCUCCCAGGGCGGCCAUGUUGCCACCUCCCAGGCAAGCGGUCAAACCCCCUCCCCUUCCCCCUCCUAAACCCUCGCAGAAACCGUUCCCCGCUCGCCCCGUGCCCCCUCCAAAACCUCAAAACCUGUCGCCUGCAGCCGCCCCCACUGAGCAGCCGCAGCACGCCAACGGCUUCCACAGCCCCUUCUCGCCCCUGAGGUCGUCAGACGGCAACGAGCGCGAGGAGGAGGAGGCGGAGGAGAGGGGGGAGACGGGGCUGCAGACGGAGCUGGAGGUCGGGUCCAUGGUGGAGGUGAACAACCCGCCGCUCUUCGGGGUCAUCCGAUGGAUCGGUCACAUCAGCGGCGUCCAGGAGCCCGUGGCAGGAAUUGAGCUGGAACAGGAGCUGUCUGCUGGAACAGACGGCAGCUACCUCGGCGAACGCCACUUUCGCUGCCCCACCAACAAGGGGCUCUUCAUCAAGCUUCGCAACUGCAGGCGGGACUCCCGAUUCCCCGUGCCCGACAAGCCCGUUAAUCAAGUGGAGCGGUGCAACUCUAUAGCCUUUGCAGAUUGGGGCAGCGAGCGUGUGGACGAGCACACUCCCCCGGUGGAGGGGGCCGAGGCCAGGCAGCUCUAUGAAGGCCCCAAGAGAGGCAUCCAGGGUCACCUCAACUCCUGCUACCUGGACGCCACGCUGUUCAGUUUGUUCUCGUGCUGCAGCUCAGCAGACUGGGUGUUAUUUUGGCCGUCUGACGCUGCGGCGAGCCCGAGCUCCAAACAGGCUCAGGACCUGCUCCGCUGUGAGAUCGUCAACCCACUGCGAAGGAAUGGUUACGUGUGUGCCAGUAAGACCAUGGCUCUGAGGCGCCUGCUGGAAGCUGCAAACAGCAACGCAGGCUUCACCAACCAGGAGAAAGAUCCCGAAGAGUUCCUGAACAAGCUUUUCCAGCUCCUGAGAGUCGAGCCACUCCUAAAGAUUAGAUCAGUGACUCAGCAGGCUCAGGAGUGCCAUCUCUACCAGCUCUUUCCACCAACUCGCCCGUCCUCCCCCACCUCACCUGCGUCCCCCCUUGACUCCCCCAUCCCCAUCGCCUCGCCCGCGGCCAUGAGGGUCGCCAGCGUUCAGGCCCUGCUCGAGUCGUCCUUCCUGCACGGCGGCCUCAAGUUUGUCGAGGCUCCCUCCUGUCUACUACUGCUAAUGCCGCGGUUUGGGAAGGACUUCAAAAUGUUUGACGCCAUCUUGCCCACCCUCAGUCUGGAUAUCACAGACCUACUGGACGACACUCUCAGACAGUGUAGUAUCUGCCAGGCUGUAGCCGAGUGGGAGUGUGUGCAGUGCUACGGAGAUUUGGACAUCACUCCUGGACAACUUAAACAAUACUGCCAGACAUGCAACACACAGGUUCACAGUCACAGGAAGCGGACGUCCCACAACCCGGUGAAGAUCGCCGUUCCUCAGGGGCAGUGGUCGGGUCCUCUGCAUUACAAUCGCCAGCGGAUGUCUCUCUUUGCCGUCACGUGCAUCGAAACCAGCCAUUACGUGAGCUUCGUCAAGCACGGACCCCAGGCCUCCGACUGGUUGUUCUUCGACAGCAUGGCAGACCGAGACGGUGGUGAGAACGGCUUCAACAUCCCCCAGGUGAGGCCGUGUCCUGAGGUGGGCCGCUACCUGGGCCUGUCGCAGGAGGAGCUGAGCCGGGUGGACGCCUCCUCUUUGAGGGAGUCGGCCCGCAGGCUGCUCUGCGAUUCCUACAUGUGCCUGUACCACAGCCCGGAGCUCAGCCUCUACAAGUGAUGUGAAGAAAACCCAAGUUUUUUUUUUUUAAUUUGAUGCACUCACAAGACAUGAUGUAGCAGAUGAACUGGCCUUGUUCUCCCAUUAAACAGCAUCGACUCAUCUCUUGUGUUUUGGUGAAUGAAAUGUUGUUUUUGCCCUGUGGACAAAUAUGGCCGAGCCUUAACCGCUCAGGCCUUCUAUCUGUGUUUAAAACUGCGCCUCAAUAAUGUGCACGCACUGUACAGAACCACUGUGCCUCUCAUGUGACCUAUGUAUACUUAACAAUACAGUUUGCACUGCUCUAUAUGGUUGUCGGUAAAUCUGUAUAUAAUAUGAUUGCCUUAAACUGACAGCUAAGAUGCACAUACAUGUUUAACCUGAAUUCUUCUUGUACUGUUUAAAUAUUGCCACAGAAACUAUGGAAAAUGUUUCAAAUAAUAAAAGCUUUAGAUCUGA
This is a messenger RNA of Fundulus heteroclitus (mummichog), 3493 nucleotides long. It is a transcript of the gene cyld3, whose product is annotated as ubiquitin carboxyl-terminal hydrolase CYLD. Lineage: Eukaryota; Metazoa; Chordata; Actinopteri; Cyprinodontiformes; Fundulidae. Bases 128 to 3055 code for a protein of 975 amino acids. The transcript is spliced from 17 exons. Gene Ontology annotation, molecular function: K63-linked deubiquitinase activity; cysteine-type deubiquitinase activity. The record is from RefSeq and is a predicted model, not a curated record. Gene Ontology annotation, biological process: protein K63-linked deubiquitination; positive regulation of extrinsic apoptotic signaling pathway; regulation of mitotic cell cycle. Gene Ontology annotation, cellular component: cytosol.